Messenger RNA from Symbiodinium natans, 921 nucleotides. The record is from the annotation of a GenBank genome assembly. Lineage: Eukaryota; Dinophyceae; Suessiales; Symbiodiniaceae.
AUGCUCCAUGUCUGGAAGGUUUCAGGUGACGAGCUGGUUGCCAUACCCGUGGAAGAGCUGAGCAACGUGCGCAUUUUGAAGCAACGCCUGCAGACGCUAUGUGGCCUCGCACGUUUCAGGCAGAGGCUCCUAGUGGACAGCGCGACACUGGCAGACAACGCCAUCUUGGAUUGCCUGAAUGUUCAGCUGGUCCUGCUUCCUUUUGCCGAUGUCUCCGCAGAGCAGCAGCCCGAGCUAACAAUCGCAGCUGCUGGUGGCUUCGUCGAGGAUGUGGAAGAGAUGUUACAGGAACCUCGCGAUCCAGACAUCGCCUUUUGCGGCUUCACGGCCAUGCAUGCCGCAUGCGAGCAUGGUCAUACCGGCGUUGUGCGCUUGCUGCUGGAGGCUGAUGCUGAUAAAGACAAGAGCGACCGCCAUGGUAGAACACCUCUCUGGCUGGCAUCGCAAGAUGGCCAUAGCGAGAUUGUGCGCUUGCUUUUAGAGUCUGGUGCCAAGAAGGACCACAAAGACCACUACAAGCGAACACCACUUUGGGUUGCAUCUUUGCGAGCCCAUCUCGAGGUUGUAAAGUUGCUGUUAGAUUCUGGUGCUGACACGAACAUCGGCGACACCUAUGGAAGAACACCUCUUUGGGAAGCAGCCCAAAGUGGGCACACGGAGGUGGUCCGUUUAUUGUUACAGGCCCAUGCGGUCACAGAUGAUUGGGGCGAUAUUUACCACAGAACACCUCUCUGCGAGGCAGCUCAGAAUGGGCAUGCGACAAUCGUCCGCUUGUUGCUGGAGGCUGGCGCGGAGAAGGACCAAGGUGACUUUUUCGGUAGCACGCCCCUUUCGCUCGCAACUGAUCAUUCUCACCCAGAUGUUGUUUGUCUGCUGUCGGACAGUGGAAGCACCGCGACAGCCCAUAAAGGGGCCAGUUGA